CUUUAGUAGCAUUUCCAACGUAAAAGCAGGUGGUCACGCUCGCGCUCCGCUCACAUAAACAAGUAACCGCGAGUGACAUAGUGCGAUUGUGUGUGAACAUAUACCAACAGUGUGUACAAUUCAUUCAAGAUGGGAUGUGGAACGAGUUUUGUGAAAUAUGUGCUGUUCUUCUUCAACUUGGUGGUCGCGCUCCUCGGCCUAGCGGUGAUAGGUAUUGGAGUGGCGGUCCAGUUGAACUGGACGGUUGUGAAGGAUGAGCUGAAGUCACACUUGACGGUAGCACCAUGGGUGUUCAUCAUCAUAGGAGCCAUCAUGUUCGUGAUAGCCUUCUUCGGUUGCUGCGGAGCGAUACGGGAGAGUCACUGCAUGGUUGUCACGUACGCUAUCUUCUUACUGGUGAUAAUCAUCGUGCAAGUGGUUAUUGGAGUCCUAUUGUUCGCCUACGGGGACACGAUCAAACAGAGCCUCGUCAACUCCGUCAACGCACUCUUCGACAAGAGGUCCAGCGCUUCUGUGGACAAAGCUACUGAUGCCGUCAUCAACAACAUCCAACAACAGUUCAGCUGCUGUGGUAAGAACGGUCCCCAAGACUACGGCAUCAGCAUCACCCUGCCCGACUCUUGCUGCAGCACCACCAGCACCUUCGGCCGCGCCAUCGGAGACAAGUGCACCAUCGAGGUCGCCAACCGAGGCUGCUCCGGUGUCAUCUCCGACUUGUACGAGAAAUGGAACAAACCUAUUGCUGGAGUCGCCAUCGGAAUCGCCUGUAUUGAGGUGGUCGGAGCGCUGUUCGCGCUGUGUCUCGCCAAUUCCAUAAGAAAUAUGGACAGAAGGUCUCGCUACUAAUAUUUUGUACACUUAAACUGGUAUGUGUAAAACGAAGACGUCACGAAAAUAUACACAUUCGAAUAAGAACAAUAUAAAUCAACGACAGAUACAAACAAAUACAUAAGCUACUUAUGUACAAGUUAAGUUAAGAUUAGCUUGGUCUAGCGCAAGUCCCACCUUUUCAAAAAAAUACAAUUUUAUUAUAGGAACAGUUUACUUUCGUUUUCUAUUUCAUUUUCACAAAAAAAUAAAUAUUAUGUAAUCUCUAUUCUGACCUGAUUUUUAUCUUUUAGAUUUUAGACUUUUUUAUGUUUCGACAGACGAAAGUAAACUUUUCCGUGCGAGUUAACUUUUGUAAUACGAUACGUUGUUGUAUUUUAUCGUGUAUUCUACUAACGUCAAUAUAAUGUUGAUCCCCUGUAGAUGUCUACCGCGCUGUACCUUACCAUUACAAUUAGUUAAUCAUUUUCUUUUGUUGCACCAUUUAAAAUUAUAAAGUUUAAGUAUGUACUGUUAAGUUAGUUAAGCGACUGUUUGUUAUAAACAAUAGAAAUUAUAUUAAAUAAAGUAUUUUCAUAGAUCGGCGUUAUUGUGUAAGUACGUCCAUUUUACAUAAUGAUAUUAAAGUGUUAAAAUUUUGAUAUUUAUGCAUUUCUAUUAUAGUAUAUUAUAUAGUAAGGUUUUAUUACACGUUUCACAAGCCUGUGUAAAUAGUAAACGAUGUCGGGAGCAAAUGUCUGUUUAUUGUAUUUUGAAUCUCUUUUGUGCAUUUCUGAUGAAACUGCUUUUGUGGAUGAAAUAUAUUGUAUUGUAUGGAAUAAAUAAAUUUUCUACUUCAA
Messenger RNA from Spodoptera frugiperda (fall armyworm), 1667 nucleotides. RefSeq names its product 23 kDa integral membrane protein. The transcript has 6 exons. Lineage: Eukaryota; Metazoa; Arthropoda; Insecta; Lepidoptera; Noctuidae. Gene Ontology annotation, cellular component: membrane. The record is from RefSeq and is a predicted model, not a curated record. Bases 130 to 846 code for a protein of 238 amino acids.